AUGGAUGGACAUGAUUCAGAAGAUCCAAAACAAGGCACUGCUGAUAUGACUGUUUUUGUGCAAAAUCUUCUUCAGCAGAUGCAAACUAGGUUCCAGACAAUGUCCGACUCCAUCAUUUCAAAGAUUGAUGAUAUGGGAGGCCGUAUAAAUGAGUUGGAGCAAAGCAUCAAUGACCUAAGAGCAGAGAUGGGAGUGGAGAGCUCUCCAUCACCCGUGGCCCCUGCUAAGCCAGAGGAAGAAGAGUCAAACAAAGAAGGUUCAGCAUAA
Lathyrus sativus (Indian pea) is the source of this 267-nucleotide messenger RNA. The record is from the annotation of a GenBank genome assembly. Lineage: Eukaryota; Viridiplantae; Streptophyta; Magnoliopsida; Fabales; Fabaceae.